Messenger RNA from Effrenium voratum, 1620 nucleotides. The record is from the annotation of a GenBank genome assembly. NCBI's taxonomy places the organism in Eukaryota, Dinophyceae, Suessiales, Symbiodiniaceae.
AUGCAGUCGCAACCGAAGGAGCAGAGCUGUGCUGUCUUCGCGCUGCUGACGACAGCGAAGAUUUUGGGCGUGUUGUUGGCACUGUACUGCUUCCUCUUCGGGCUUGAUCUUAUGGGCGGCUCCUUCGGCGCAUUGGGCGGGAAGCGGGCCGGGCAGCUCUUCACCAUCACGGACAAUCCCAUCGCCGGGCUCAUGGUGGGGAUCCUGGCCACAGUUCUUGUGCAGAGCUCCUCCACGAGCACCAGCAUCGUGGUGGGUUUGGUGGGCGCGGAGGUGCUGACUGUGAACCGCGCCAUCCCCAUCAUCAUGGGCGCAAACAUCGGAACUUCGGUGACCAACACCAUCGUGUCCAUGGCCCACGUGGGCGACCGCCUGGAGCUGGAGCGCGCCUUCUCCGGCGCCACGGUGCACGACAUGUUCAACAUGCUCGCGGUGCUGACCUUGCUCCCCAUUGAGGUGAUCAUCGCGGCGAUCUCGGGGGAGGGCGGACUGCUCUACUGGAUCUCCAAGGGCUUGACAGACGCCAUGUUGGGGAACGACGCGUCGGACCUCACUUUCCCAUCCCCCACCAAGGCGAUUGUGAGUCCACUGACCAAGUCGUUCCUCAGCAAGGACAAGGAUGUGGUGAAGGCUCUUUCCUUCGGCACGCCCCCGGAGUACACGAUUCCCGCGAGCACGAACACUUACUUCUGCGUGUCCGAGGGCAUGAGCAAAGCUUGGAAGAAGGUGGCCGAGGAUGGCUACGAGGCUUUGACCCCCUGCGGGGCCUUCGUGAAUCAGUGCAGUUCGGGCAGCUCUUGCUAUGUGGAUGCUGGGGCGUACUACACCAAUGAGAUUGAGGGCGCCCGCCUCAUCGGCAAGGGCUUCCUGAAAGAGGCCGGCGACGUGGGCGGUGGCAUUUUGGGGCUGAGCAUCGCGCUGAUCGUGAUGUGCGUGGCGCUCUACGUCAUGGUGAGGCUGCUGCACAGCCUGGUGAUGGGCCAAGCGAAGGCGGUGAUUAAGCGGGGUGUCAACAUGAAUGACUACUUGGCCAUGCUGCUGGGAGUUGCCCUGACCAUCAUCGUGCAGUCCAGCUCGGUGACCACCAGUGCAUUGACCCCCCUGGUGGGCAUCGGGGUGCUCCCCGUGGCCAAGAUGCUGCCGAUGACCUUGGGCGCGAACAUCGGCACCACCUUCACUUCCAUGUUCGCCGCACUCGCCGUGAUGAAGGCCGACAGCAUCCAGAUCGCACUCUGCCACCUGCUCUUCAACAUCAUUGGCAUCUUGGUUUGGUUCCCUGCCCCUCCGAUGAGGCGGGUGAUCGUGAACGCCGCCUGCACCCUGGGGUUCUAUGCCUCCUACUGGCGCUUCAUCCCGCUGAUCUACAUCCUCGUGAUGUUUUUGGCUGUGCCAGGCAUCACCCUGGCCAUCUCCGUGCUCUACGAAGCCUCGGUGGCCGGGGGCAUCGUGGUGACCCUGCUGGCCCUGGGCGCGCUGGUGGGGCUCGGCAUUUGGUGGUGGAAGGUGCUGCGCUUUAAGGUGGUGACCAAAGAGGAGCGCGCACAGCGGGAAGCAGAGCUGGGGGAGACGGACAUCCCGGUGGAGCCGAAGGACAUGGUGGCGACGGAGGCUGCAGUGUGA